Ectocarpus siliculosus is the source of this 1295-nucleotide messenger RNA. The record is from the annotation of a GenBank genome assembly. Lineage: Eukaryota; Phaeophyceae; Ectocarpales; Ectocarpaceae.
UUGCGCUGUUGUAGUGGUUGGGCCUCUUGCAUCAGCGCCACGCACACAGAAAUGUUCUCCACGGUAGCGAGGCACGUGGGUGUAGCCGCCCGCGCGGCGGCGCUGCGGCCCCAGCCGACGGCAGCAGCAGCGUGGCGGGCAAGUGCGGCUGCAUUGCCUCAGGUAGCGAGGUUCAGCGAUGGCGUAGGCGACGGCGGCAUCCCGGACACACACGACACCGGCCGGCAGAAGACAGAACGAGAGGGGGUGGGCUUCAACCGCGACCCCAUCCACCCGCCCAAGGGCUCGGGCACGAAGGCGAUGCCGUUCGAGGUGCCCUCGGAGCACCAGGAGCGAGUCGUCGGCUUCGAGCACCCGGAAUCUCACGCCAUGUACUGGUUCCCCCUCGCCGCGGGCAAGCUGCACUACGUGGAGGAGAUCGACAGGUACUUCAAACUCGUGCCGCUGUGAGGAGCGACUUGGGCCGGGAACAGGAAGGAGCGAACAGGAGGAGCUUACCCUUCAAAGGCGAAGGGAAUGGUUGGGUCGUGGAUUCCACGCGUGAACAACAUGGGGCUGCUGCUUUCUUGCUUUUGGAACGGAAACGAUGACACUGCUUACGGGAGGCUCCCAUUUAGGAGCGCAUGGGGAGCACAGCCGGGGAAGAGGGGGUGUGGGGUUAGGAGCUCUUGCGAAGUAGGGAUGCACGCUGCACUGCUGCCACGAGGACAGGAGCGAUGGAGUCUGCAAGCGCGUCAACGGUUAGCGACUAGCACUAAGAAAUCGUGAUGGUAUCUAGCCGUGUGUUUUUGAUGUAAUUUUGCACCUUGACCCCUCAUCGUGCGCGUCAUCGAAGCUCUGUAGAGGGGAACAGCGUAUGCUCAAGACACCGUGCGCAAGGGGGACUUCUGGUCCAUUCAGACUGAAAUCGUGGUGUGUGAUGUGCAGUAGCUUAUAGUAUGGGCUGCUUGUUUCGUCCACCCGUCGCCACUGCCGAGCUUGGUAUUUUGUAGUUUGGGGCCCUCUCAAAAAUCUCAAUAAUGCGGCAUGUUUCUUCUGGCAAAGUAGAUGUUGGCGCAGCAACCUUGGGCAUGUUUUUUGUUUCAGGACAGGUGGCAAGAGUAACAGCUUCGCUGUGAUUGCCAAGGCGUUAAUCAACCGGGGUGUUUUUAUUGACUCCCUGAGUAACUUGAAUGGGUUUUGUGCCUGCUGUUGUUGGUGCGUUCGUCCCUGGUUGGUAUGCACUUGCAGCAGCUGUGAAACGCGGCUCUUCACAAUAUCACAACAUUAAUAUUUAUGCCAUGUGUUGCCACGCG